AUGUUCAACAAGUCUUCAAUCUCAGUCGCUGCGCUGGUCGCCGCACUCGCGCUGCCUGUAACCGCGCAUGGAGUGGUCGAAAAAUUAGUAAUUGGUGGGCAAGACUUUGGAACAGAGCCUGUAUGGCAAGUGGACAACAAUGGGCCAGCAGCGACGACUAACAAUAUGGGCAACGCUGAUCUGGCAUGUGGACCUGGAGCGACAGCACCUAGCUCCUCUGCUUCUGCUACUGCUGGGGACACAGUCGAGUUCACUUGGAGUUCUUCCUGGCCACAUACCAAAGGUCCGGUUAUCACGUACCUCGGCAAAUGCUCAGGGUCUUCAUGUGAUCCAAACUCAAUUGACUUUUACAAAAUCGACGAGAAGGGAAUCACUGAUGACGAUGGCACAUGGGAGCAGGAGAAGCUGACGAAUGGGAAUCCCGUGUCAGCAACAAUCCCAACGAGUACGGCGGAUGGAACGUACUUGAUUAGAAAUGAGAUUGAUAACCUCGGAUCUAUUCCACAAGAACUUUAUCCUAGCUGCAGCACUAUUGAAAUUGCAGGCGGUGGAAGUGGAUUGAGUGGCGAGACGAUUUCAUUCCCGCCUGGAUAUUCAGACGCCGACGUUGAAGAAAGUAUCGCUCUUAACAACAUUUAUUCGCUCGAUUCGGGCUAUACAUUCCCGGGACCAAGUGUCGCCUCACGCCGCGCGAUGCUUAGCCGUCAGCCAUUCUCUGGAUAA
Messenger RNA from Wallemia ichthyophaga EXF-994, 723 nucleotides. RefSeq names its product Cellulose-growth-specific protein. The record is from RefSeq and is a predicted model, not a curated record. Bases 1 to 723 code for a protein of 240 amino acids. Lineage: Eukaryota; Fungi; Basidiomycota; Wallemiomycetes; Wallemiales; Wallemiaceae. The transcript has 2 exons.